AUGUCGAAGGUUCAGGAAACGAUCGUUUCGCAGGUGUUGGCGCCAGAUGCUCUGCGUCGUGGAGUCAUCCUGUUUCUCAUUGUCUUCUUUGCAUACCACCUCUUUCGUGCCAUUUUCUUUGACCGCCUAGCCAAGGUCCCCUCUGCUCAUUGGUCUUGUUCGUUCAGUCCCUUCUGGAUUUUGUGGCAGCGCUACAAUGGCAACGAGUUGAAAGCUAUCAGGGAAGCCCACCAGAAGCUGGGAACCAUCGUUCGCGUAGGUCCUCAGGAUCUCAGCAUAAGCGACUAUCAGACCGGAGUCCGCCAAGUUUACAACGCUGGCUUUGAGAAGCCACACUACUUCAACUUUUACCAGUAUUAUGGGCGAGUGUCUUCGUGCUAUUCCAAGACCACUUUAUUCGCUUCCAAGCAGCUCAAGCGAACCACGGAGAAGAUGCUAUUCGAACGCCUGGUACCAGAGCUUCAGAACGCCGCGAACCUCGGGCAACCGGUAGAACUCCUCCGGCUGUGCUAUGCCAUCAGCCUAGAUGCCCUCAACUGCUACAUCUUUGGCGUUUCCAGCGGGCCCAACUUCACGCAAAACCCACAGCUUCUCGAGGCAUGGUUGAACCACUACGAGAACCGCUACUGCAAAGAAUCCUUCUGGUUGCAGGAGAUGCCAUCUGUGGCGCGCGGACUGCAACGCCUUGGCCUCGAUGUCAUGCCGCGCUAUCAUUACGAGUCAACAGAGUGGAUUGAGAACUGGAUGCUCGAGCACUGCAGGAAGGCGGAAGAGGUGUGUCUGAAGAUCGAACAAGGUGAUGAGCCCGAGAUAGAGGACUUUCCAUCUGUCUAUCAGCAAAUCAGAACUUCCAUGGCACGGGCGAAGGACGGAAAAUUCCUCGGAAGACCUUUGACGAAGGAUCUGAUCCAGAAAUCGAUUGCGAGCGAGCUUUUCGACCACAUGUGCAUGGUAUUCGCAUACAUGAUCUACUAUCUAGCUCAGCACCCGGAGCAGCAGGAUCGACUCCGACAAGAGGUCUCUGUCCUCGGGGAGCAUCUUGACGACAGCGAGGAUGCGCUUCCACCGCCGGACGUACUGCAGUCACUCGAUUACCUGCAGGCAGUGAUCAAGGAAUCACUUCGGAUGCGCCCAAACAGCACUCCUCUCCCCAGAAUUACUCCACAUGACCGGGAAGUCAGCAUCGCCGGCGUUGACGGCAUCCCUCCAGGCACGCGAGUCAACUGCUUCCAGUGGCUCCUUCACCGUAACCCUGAAGUCUGGGAACAGCCAGACAGCUGGGUUCCAGAGCGCUGGCUUGACGCUGAUGGCAAGGAGAGGCGCGACAUGCCGCCUCUCUGGUCAUUUGUCACGGGACCAAGGGCCUGCAUCGGCAUGCAGUUGACUUAUUACUUCUUCAACUACAUGCUCUCUGUCAUGUCGUCCAACUUCACUUUUGAGGUCGCUCGUCCGGAGACGUACGGUCGUCACUCCCCUGGCACUUUGGAGGACGAGAUAUAUGUUACAGUUAAGCCUGUUGUGGCCGCCCUGUGA
Messenger RNA from Diaporthe batatas, 1533 nucleotides. RefSeq lists its product as uncharacterized. The record is from RefSeq and is a predicted model, not a curated record. Bases 1 to 1533 code for a protein of 510 amino acids. Gene Ontology annotation, molecular function: heme binding; monooxygenase activity; oxidoreductase activity, acting on paired donors, with incorporation or reduction of molecular oxygen. The transcript has 4 exons. NCBI's taxonomy places the organism in Eukaryota, Fungi, Ascomycota, Sordariomycetes, Diaporthales, Diaporthaceae.